This is a messenger RNA of Ilyonectria robusta, 2004 nucleotides long. RefSeq lists its product as uncharacterized. The transcript has a single exon. Lineage: Eukaryota; Fungi; Ascomycota; Sordariomycetes; Hypocreales; Nectriaceae. The record is from RefSeq and is a predicted model, not a curated record. The coding region runs from base 1 to 2004 and encodes 667 amino acids.
AUGGAACCUUCAGACCAUGUUGCUCAACGGGAUGAUUCCCAGAGAUCUGACACGGCUGCUGGCAGAAUGGACAUGGCUGAGGUGUACCGAACUCUUGAACUGUACGAAAAGAGAAGUCGUGCGUCUCGUCCCCAAGAAGCAUCCGAUGGCCUCGCCAACAACUCGAUCCGACUGCCAAAGACGGGGCGACAGAGACCUCCUCCUCUAUCGGUUACCACUCCAGCUCAACCUUCUGCGUCCUCUGCUUCAACUAGCACCAGCCAUGCACCCAGCAGCUCUGUCAAGCCACCGAAGACACGUACUCCGAAGCCGGUUCCUGUCGUGAGCAUCACCACAGCUCAGCCUCCCUCCGUCUCUACCGCGACCUCUGUCACCAAACCCAAUACCCUAGACAAAACAACUCGGGAUGGUAACAAGACGGAAUCUCUCCAGACCGGUACUUCUCGAUCCCAUACCUCAUCUGCCCAACACGACACUUCCUCUGCCCAACACGACACUUCCUCUGCCGCCAAGCCCAGAGCUCUCGGCACUGCUCCCAAGCAGGUGGAUAUUGCUUCUACCAAAGCCUUCGUCUCCAACACCUCGACCGCAGACGAUGCAGGCAUCAAGGACAUCUCUUGGGCGCUUUCCGUUGUCCAGAACAAGGAGAUGCCUGUCAAUUCGGAUGUCCUCACAACUGUUGAGCCUGCCAUGGUCCCGCCCGGUACAGUUCCACCUGGGGCAGCCUCAACCGUCCUCCAGUACAACGACAAUCGCACCACAAGCACAACGACAAACAACAGCUCGACGACCAAGAACACGAAUAACAACUACCACGGAGGAGAAACGCCAUCGAAUACCCGAUCCUACCCUUCAUUUACCAGCCUCGGCACCUCGAGUCUCGCCGUUGGCUUCCUCAUCUUCUUGGUCGUGGUCCUGGCUACGUAUGGAGUCAUCGGCUGGUUCAACUGGAUCAUGUCCCCUUUUCAGUGGGGCAAAGAUUUCCUUGUUGGCAUUUGGACCUCUGCCGUCUUUUGGUACGAGGCAACAGGACGCGACCGAGAAGCAACCACGACAGCCAAGCCGUACACCGAAGAGCCCUACACCCCCUUUCUCGUUGCCACACCCACCAAGCUGGUGGAGAGACCGAGCGAGCUGUCGGAACUCUUCUUGCAGGUUUCCAAGGACUACGACGAGAUUAGCGAGGUGGCUGGCGUCCACAGAGCUCCGUUCCGUCAAGACAGACAGGCCAUGGGAAAGGGUCUGGCCUCGCUCAACUCAGGCCCUGAAGCCGAGUGGGAUGAACAACUCGGGCAGCAAACGGAGGAAGCCGAGUGCCUUCGGAUGGGUCUUCAGCGCCUCAUCACGUCUCAGGCAAAUGGAGGCCAGAACAGCGCCCCGUCCGACUGGUCUGCCUUGUAUCGGUGGUGGCCGUGGGCUACGCCGCCCUCAAACACUCCUCGGGGGAGAGUUCGUCGUUUCAGGCAAGACGUCAUUGACUUCCUACAGAGGGCGGUUGAUCAUCGGUCUCUCAUCCUCCCAGAUGAUUCGGGAACCAUGGAAGAAUCCACUCCGUUUGUAACGCUGUUCCAAGACUUAGCAGAGGGGGCAUGCUGGGCCAUAACGGUCAACUGGCCCAAGGUGACACGAGUUCUCUCCAUCAUCGACAAGCCCCAGAGAAAUCUAGAUGUCGACCAAGAGGACGACAAUCUCGUGCUGUACGGAUGGUUAGCCGGCGCGCAGGACCAGUUCAACAGGCGCAUUGUGCCGCUGGCGGACAAGGCCAGGGGGGUACAAGGGGCCUUUUCGAUUAUCUGCUCCACCGCUCGGCACACAAUUAACAAAGAAGAGGCGCGACGGAAGGCAGCGCACAAGGACAGGAAGGAAAUGAAGAAGGACUUGACCACGCUGCGAGGCAAUCGUGCGCGCCGGGACGAGGACGACGUGGCGUCGCAGGCGAGAACCAUGUUGUCUAUUGUCGAAGCCUUUUUGAGCCGAGUGGAAAAGGGAUACUGUAAGGUUUAG